GAAUUUGACGAUUUCUUACUAUUUCAGACAUGACAUUUCAAUAUAGUAAAUGAUGGAGACGUCCCCUGGGGAUGAGUCAACGAGAGGAAGCCCACUUUCGCCACUGCUGGCUGGAGGCGUGUCCACCAGCCUCACCAGAUCUGGAGAUAACCCGAUGCUGUUUCAGGACCACACAGACCAGUGCGGCAGCGAUCCGGACGGGGAGAGCGUCUCCGACCACCAGCCGCAGCAGCAGCAGCCGCAACAGGCGCAGCAGCAGCAGCAGCUAGCGCUGCAGCAGCACUUCCCCGGCCAGUACCACAACCACCAGUACCCGUUGUCUGGCUUCAGCCCCGGCAUGGCUUCGGCGGCGUCGGACUUUACGGACGCGCCCGACACGAAGGAGGACGUUGAAGAGGCGUGCCCCGUGUGCGGCGAUCGCGUGUCCGGCUACCACUACGGACUACUCACCUGCGAGUCGUGCAAGGGAUUCUUUAAGCGGACUGUGCAGAAUAAGAAAGUGUACACGUGUGUCGCCGAGAAAAAGUGCUUGAUAGACAAGACGCAGCGGAAACGUUGCCCCUACUGCCGCUUCCAGAAGUGCCUCGAGGUCGGGAUGAAGCUGGAGGCCGUUCGUCCCGACCGCAUGCGCGGAGGCCGAAACAAGUUCGGCCCGAUGUACAAGCGCGAGCGGGCGCUGAAGCUGCAGGCGCGGCGCAUGGCUGUUGCUGCACAGAUGGGCGCCACCUGCCAGCUGAACGGCGUCGUCAAGUCGCUCGCCGCGUUCCCGUCCUUCCAGCAGGACAGCAAGUCGGACAUUCAGAUACCGCAGCUGAGCUCGUCAACGAACUCGCCGGACUCGUCCGCGCUCGAUGACGCGCACAACAACAACAUCAAGGAGGAGGGCGCCGGUGGUGGUGGCGGCGGAGGAGGCGCGUCUGCUGGCAGCGGGGCGGCGCGCGAGAGCAAGCUGUGGCAGUACUAUCCGACCGUCACCAAGGUGUUGAACAACGCACCGCAGAAGGUGCCGCAGGUGAUCCGCGAGCUGUCGGCGAGCACGAUCGACGACAAGACCUGGCAGGAGUCGCUCUUCUCGCUCAUCAACUCGCAGACAUACAACCAGUGCGAGGUGGACCUGUUCGAACUGAUGUGCAAAGUGCUCGACCACAGCCUUUUCUCGCUCGUCGAGUGGGCGCGGCGCUCCUACUUCUUCAAGGAUCUAAAGGUUGAGGACCAGAUGAAGUUGCUGCAGUUGUCGUGGUCCGAGUUGCUUAUCCUCGACAUGGUCUACCAUCAGCUGCACAACUCGCUGCCCAAUGAGACGCUGCUGCCCAACGGUCAGAAGUUCUCGCUGCUCAACCUGACGCUGUUUGGAUUUUCCAACAUGGCGGAGCGACAUCACGAGCUGCUACAGCGGCUGCGACAGAUCAAGUUCGAUCGCAACGAGUAUCUGUGCAUCAAGUUCAUCAUCCUGCUGAAUCCAGACGUGAAGGGGCUGACAAAUAGCAAGCUGGUCGAAGAAGCUCAGGAGAAGGUCAACAAUGCGCUCAUGGAGUAUUGCUCCAGCUUCUAUCCAGAAGUGGAAGACAAGUUCGGACAGAUCUUGCUGCGUCUGCCGGAGCUGAGGCUCAUCAGCAUUCGUGGCGAGGAGUUCCUUCACUUCAAGCACCUCAGUGGCGGCCUGCCCACCCAGACCCUCCUCAUGGAGAUGCUUCACGCCAAGCGGCGGCUCUGAGGGUGCACACAAGCGCACCCGAGAGGUGUCAGACUCAUGGUGUCCUGUGGGCGCAUCGUGGCGCCACCUAGGCACGCAGCCUACUCUGCGGAAGUGUAUCCCGCCGAGUUGGGUGACGUCCGUGUCGCUGGGGUCGCUGCUCGCGGGCGUGACUCGAUAGCUAGAACAACUCUGGCCUUCACCACAGCAGCAGGUGACGGCAGCAGAAGCCGCUACUCGCCCUGGUAGUUGCGUGGAACCGCGGGAGAACACGGUGCCACUGUGCUGGAGGUUUGCUGGACACGAGCCACCACCGAGUUUAGCCGCGUGCUUUGUGCGUGCGUCGGAGUAAAUUCGCGUGCUGGUAAUUUUGUUGGCAGAGGUUUUUAGUACUGACAAGAUAACGAUUAGUGAGAAUUUGUGAGGGAUGGUGAACUUCCCGUGGGCUGGUGAUCGCAAUCAAAUAAACUGAACAUUUGCGCUGCCAGCAUUUCUUAUGUUGGACUUGGAAGGUUCUGCAAUCGACAUGAUUAUCGAUGGUUGAGGCCAGACACUCUGCGUAAGGCAACAAGCAACAAGCUAGACAGAGAGAGAAAAUGAGGGGAGUGUCUGUGGCAGCGACCAGCAGCUUGUGCAUAGCCAAUCACGCAACACUUUUACAUUUGUUUAUUUUGAAAUGGAGGUUCAAAAUGAACUAUAGAGUGUUGCGAAAAAUGAUUUUUAGUAGUUAGGUAAUGAACAAAUGUCUUAGGAAAGAUGUCGAUGGAAUGAUGUGUGGGAUGGCAGUUGGUCUCAGCAUUGCAUCCAGGUGAGAAUCUAAGCCAGUUAUCCAGAGCCAUUGAUUAGUUGUGCCUGGUAGGUGGAGCUGAGAACGUGACAGGUACGUGCGUGAGAGCUCAGCCAACCAAAAUCUUUUGAUACCAAAAAUAAAUAGCGCCUAAUCGACACAACAUCCACUCCACAUUCACAGAGAUUUAUUUUUAAUAGUGUUAUAUCUACAAUACGUAUAUCACUCAGCUUGUACGAAAUUCACUCAUCACUUGAAUUCAUCCUGGCUGGCUAUAGACUCGAAUAUGAUAUACCCCUUACACAUGAAUGUAAAAUAAACCAUACUACUGCAGUAGGUCUCAAACUAUUUCAUUACUAUCGUAUAUGUGCAGCAUGUACAUAUCGAGUGUAUAUUAGACUAUUGCCUCAUAUACACUCGAACUUACGUAGAUGUGGGUUCAUGCCUGCGCCAAUUAUUCUCUAGUGAUGACCCGGCUGUAUUAGUGGUGUGGUAGGUUCCAUCCAGGUAGAUAUUCUGUUUUCUCAGAGCAUGCAUACCAAACUGUGUGUGUUUGUGUAUGGUCGACUUAAGGGUAUGGAGUGGGGUGGGUUGGAAGGGAAAGGGAACAGAGUCAGAGCAAGACAUUGCAGUUGCGGUGCAGUUAAGCACACAGAGUGACUGAGGUGGCGGCUUUCAUCGGGGUACGUUUACAAUAGAUAGCUCUGGGUGUGUGUAUGUGUGUGUGUGUGUGUGUGUGGGUGGGUGUGUGUGUGUGGGUGGGUGUGUGUAUGUGUGUGUGUGUGAACGUGCGUGUGCGUGCGUGCGUGCGUGCGUGCGUGCGUGUGUUAUUCACUUGGUUUUGUACUGUGAUAUUACGUUGUGUGAUUAGAAAUGAUUCUGAAAAACUCGGGAACUGCUUCCUGCAUAUGAAUGGGGGAGAUGAGCCGCACCAGUCUCGUUGCAUGUCGCCUGAGAACAGAAUAUGUAGCGAGGAUUAAAAACUUUGUUUCUUGUACUGCUACUGUGACUGCCUAUCGCAGUGGCUGUUCCAUUUGAUCGCCUCUGUCCUCGUUAGCCAACCUUCGUACGGUUCCUGUAGUGGCGAACGUACCAGAACUCUUAUUAUUUAAUACAACUGUAAGGUUUUAUUACAAAAUAUACCACACUGUACCCAGCCUGUAGUAUCAAACAUACCACACUCCACGCCAGCCCAUGGUAUGACACUUCACCCCAACCUAUAGUAUAGAACAUACCACACCGCAAACUGUAGUAUAGAACAUACCACACUGCACUCAACAUAUAGUAUAGUACAUACGACACUCCACCCAGCCUAUAGUAUAGUGCAUACCACUACCCAAACCGUAGUAUAGAACACACCACAAUCCGACCAGGAGUAGGACAUAUAUAUAUACAACACUCCACCCCAGCCUGUAGUAUAGAACGUAGAGAACAUACCACGCCGUAAUCUUUAAUAAUAACUAAUAAGGCAACCCUUGUCAGCUGUGCUGGUAUUCUGCCUUGUAUAUAUUGAUGUAAUAACGCGGUUAAACAUAUGGUAUUCUGUUUUCUGUGACCAUUAGCGGAAUUUAGCCAGUGAUGAAUAAUUCAUAAUUUAAGCCUGUGUAGAUAUUAUCAAAGUUGGCUGGAGCACUAUUUUUGUGAUCGGAAAAUGUAGUACUAUGUGAACGCAAUUGUUAACGGUGUUAGUAUAUCGACCACUGGUGGAUGACGUGAUGCCUUUACAUGGUUUUAGGAUGGUAAUGUUAGUUUGACAACUUGUGUUAGUUUCGCACUGACAGAUUAUUUGUCGUCCGUGUUGCGUGGACGACUUAAUGCACGUGUAGCUAAUUUAGGAUCUGGGAUAGCAUGAAAUUUGCAUGAGUGGAUUAAUACAGAAACUGCAUGGUCAUUCAUUAAUUACCACGUUUCACUGGAUUAAUCAAAACCCAUUUCCUGUGUCCUUUAUCGCCAUCUCGCUGUAUGUAGUACAUUUUUACAUAGCUGAGGCACAAGGCAAACUUUAUAGAUUGAUAUUUGUAUCUAGGCUGCAGGCUGGCCUAUUAUUGUUUCCCACAGUGCUUCAGAUCCGUGGCCACCGUACAAACACAGUGCUAGCUGGCUGAUCUAGAAGACGCGGUCGUGUUUGUAAAUCAAUUGGACAGUUGUAAAGAUUUAUGAUAACGUUCGAAGUUCAUGGUACGACUUGUGUGGCAAUUCGCAUAGACGUCAUUCGCGUUACCGAAAUAAGGAGAUGUAUAUUUUUAGAAUCGAACGACGCGUGCGUGCCCGAAUUCUCGCGCAGACGAUAAAGUGCCAGUAUGUCAUGUGAUGUAUCGCGACAUUUACGGUCCUGUCGCUGCGUGCGACCAGCUGACAGCAUAUUGCUACGAGUUUUAGAACAGUAUCUUGCAGCGACUCGCACGUUUCAAAUCGACAACGGAUCAUAUCAUAGGCAUAGUGAUUGCUGAGUUUAUAUUGUCAUUUUGUUCAUGUGUUCGUGUAUGAAGUGAUUCCACAAACACCGGUGGAUCUCCGCAUUGUACAUUUUUUGUUGGAAUGAUUUAUGAAAAUGUACAUUUUCAUAUUAUUUGAAUCGUUUAUAGCCAGUGCUGUAUAUAAUUUACAGAUAUAUACUGUACACACAAUUGUUUAGUCAUUUAUCAUGUUUUCACUAUUUUAAAGUAUAUUUCCUUUAAUGACUUAGUAGUUCACAGCUAGAGCGGUCUGUAGAAUAGAUCUAUCAUAGAUUGUAGAUAAGAACAUUAUUUUGUGUUACUUUAUAUUAGCAGAUGGCACGUGACAGUGCAUCUGUCAUCCAUUCUCAAUUCUCUGCGAGUCGUUUAUAAUGGUGUACAGACAUGUCAACAGAGAAAUAAAUAGGCAUUACUAACAGAAA
This is a messenger RNA of Priapulus caudatus, 5358 nucleotides long. Its product is annotated as nuclear hormone receptor FTZ-F1-like. Gene Ontology annotation, cellular component: RNA polymerase II transcription regulator complex. Bases 50 to 1714 code for a protein of 554 amino acids. The record is from RefSeq and is a predicted model, not a curated record. The transcript has 7 exons. Gene Ontology annotation, molecular function: RNA polymerase II cis-regulatory region sequence-specific DNA binding; nuclear receptor activity; zinc ion binding. Gene Ontology annotation, biological process: hormone-mediated signaling pathway; tissue development; regulation of transcription by RNA polymerase II. Lineage: Eukaryota; Metazoa; Priapulida; Priapulimorpha; Priapulimorphida; Priapulidae.